Knipowitschia caucasica is the source of this 585-nucleotide messenger RNA. Lineage: Eukaryota; Metazoa; Chordata; Actinopteri; Gobiiformes; Gobiidae. The record is from the annotation of a GenBank genome assembly.
AUGAGGACAUACCUGGCGAGAAAUAGCCGUUAUUUUUUAAGAGGAGGUACGAACCCAGUUGUCACAAUGUCCAGCAAAAAGGCCAAGGGAAAGAACACUAAGAAGCGCCCCCAGCGUGCAACCUCUAAUGUGUUUGCAAUGUUUGACCAGUCUCAAAUCCAAGAGUUCAAAGAGGCCUUCAACAUGAUCGACCAAAACAGAGACGGCUUCAUUGACAAAGAAGAUCUCCAUGAUAUGCUGGCCUCUUUGGGUAAAAACCCAGCAGAAGAUUACUUGGAGGCAAUGAUGAACGAAGCACCUGGACCAAUAAACUUCACGAUGUUCUUGACCAUGUUUGGAGAGAAGCUGAACGGCACCGAUCCUGAAGACGUGAUUCGAAAUGCUUUUGCCUGCUUUGAUGAAGAAGGAACUGGUAUUAUUCAGGAGGAAUAUCUGCGCGAGCUGCUGACCACUAUGGGAGACAGGUUCACAGAUGAAGAUGUCGACGAACUUUUCCGUGAAGCUCCAAUAGACAAGAAAGGAAACUUCAACUAUGUGGCAUUCACUCGCAUUCUGAAACACGGGGCAAAGGACAAGGACGACUAA